AUGUCUGACAUGAUUCAAAAAAUGGCUCAAUCGAAUGUACCAAAUGUGUUGAAUGAACCUAAAACAACUGUUAAAAUAAUUAAAGAGAAAAAUGUCGCGUCCAACAUCAGCAAUUCUUCAAAUCGAAUUAUAGAAUCGAAUAAUAUUGAUAAUAGCUUUAAUGAAAUUGAUGAUGAAAUGAUGAAACCUUCGAAAGGCAAAAAAAAAUUCAAAGGUCCGAAAAAUGUAAGGCAGAGAGCUGUCGUAGCAGCAUUUCAACAUGCUUGGAAAGGUUAUAAAAAUUUUGCAUGGGGUCAUGAUAUGUUGAAACCCAUCAGUAAAACAUACCAUGAUUGGUUUUCGUUGGGACUUACAUUAGUCGAUGCUCUCGAUACAAUGAUCAUAAUGAAUUUAGAAGAUUUUUACACCGAAGCAAGAGACUGGGUUCAUAAAAAUUUAAUUUUUUCCAAUAAAAAAGAUGUUAAUUUAUUCGAAGUUACAAUAAGAGUAUUAGGUGGUUUAUUAAGUGCCUAUCAUUUGUCAAACGAUGUCAUGUUUUUACAAAAAGCAGCCGAUUUAGGCACAAGAUUGUUACCUUGUUUCGAUACAAAUUCGGGAGUUCCUUAUUCUGAUGUUAAUUUGGCAACGCUUCAAGCUCAUUCUCCUCGUUGGAGUCCUGAUAGUAGCACAUCGGAAGUAACAACAAUACAACUUGAAUUUAGAGAUUUGAGUAGGAGCACUGGUAAUCCUAAAUUUGAAGAAUCAGCAGCUAAAGUUUCUUCACAUGUUCACGAAUUGGAAAAGACUGAAGGUUUGGUACCUAUUUUCAUUAAUGCCAACACUGGGGAUUUUCGUUUGUAUUCGACAAUUACACUCGGUGCAAGAGGUGAUAGUUAUUAUGAAUACUUAUUGAAACAAUGGAUUCAAACUGGUAGAACAAUCGAUUACUUAAAAGAAGACUAUUUAGAAGCUAUAAAUGGAGUACAAAAAUUAUUAGUUCGAAGAACAUUCAAAAAAAAACUACUUUUCAUAGGGGAAUUAUUAUCAGGAGGGAAAGACUUCAAACCUAAAAUGGAUCAUCUCACGUGUUACUUACCCGGUACUCUCGCAUUGGGUGUCAUGUACGGAAUGCCUAAAAAUCACAUGGAUUUAGCCGAAGAACUUUUGUACACGUGUUACCAAACCUACGCAUAUCAUCCGACGUUUUUAGCUCCCGAAAUAUCGUAUUUUAACGUUCAAGACAAUUCUCAACCGGAUAUACAUGUCAAAACAACCGAUGCUCACAAUUUAUUAAGGCCGGAAUUUGUUGAAAGUUUAUGGAUAAUGUAUCAGAUAACCGGAAAUACGACUUAUCAAGACUGGGGAUGGCAAGUAUUUGAGGCUUUUGAAAAAUUUACAAAAGUUGCAAACGGAUAUACCUCGAUAGGAAAUGUUAAAAGCGUUGCCAAAACAAGGCCGAAAGACAUAAUGGAAUCGUUUUUCCUGGGGGAAACGUUAAAAUAUUUAUAUUUGCUUUUCGGAGAUGAUAGACACGAAUUAAGUUUGAAAGAAUUUGUUUUGAAUAGCGAAGCACAUCCGCUACCCAUUUAUACCUCAUGA
Pediculus humanus corporis (human body louse) is the source of this 1578-nucleotide messenger RNA. RefSeq names its product Endoplasmic reticulum mannosyl-oligosaccharide 1,2-alpha-mannosidase, putative. Gene Ontology annotation, biological process: carbohydrate metabolic process; N-glycan processing. Lineage: Eukaryota; Metazoa; Arthropoda; Insecta; Psocodea; Pediculidae. Gene Ontology annotation, molecular function: calcium ion binding; mannosyl-oligosaccharide 1,2-alpha-mannosidase activity. The transcript is spliced from 3 exons. The record is from RefSeq and is a predicted model, not a curated record. Gene Ontology annotation, cellular component: endoplasmic reticulum; membrane. The coding region runs from base 1 to 1578 and encodes 525 amino acids.